GCCACCCGCCGCUGGGGUGAGAUUUAUUUUGUGGAUUCUCGACUUGCCUCGCCCCGGAGACGAGAUCCGUCUGGGCCACGCAGUUUAGUUUGUUUCUGUUUCAGUUUCAAUUUUUUGCCAUAAAUAGCGAGCGGCGAUCCAGUGGACAGCAUUCGAGUGCCACACUUCGAGACGCACAACUCAAAUCCAACCAAAAGGCUACAGCAAGAUGAAGGUGUUCCUGGUACUCUGCGCCCUGGUGGCCUGUGUCUCGGCCGGCGUCGUCCGCAGCUCCUCUGGCUGGGGAUCGAGUCCUUGGGGUGGGAGCAGUAGCAGCGGCUGGAAUAGCGGCGGAGGAUGGAACAGCGGCUGGUCCUCGCAGCCGCAGGUGAUCAAGGUCAUCAAGAUUGGCGGCGGAGGUGGAGGAUGGAGCGGUGGCAACUCGGGAUGGGGUGGUAACUCCGGCUGGGGAGGUGGCAGCUCAGGUUGGACCAGUGGCAACUCAGGCUGGGGAGGUGGCAACUCGGGUUGGACCAGUGGCAACUCAGGCUGGGGAGGUGGCAACUCUGGCUGGACCAGUGGCAACUCAGGCUGGGCCAGUUCCGGCUCCAACAGCGGCUGGUGGUAA
This is a messenger RNA of Drosophila kikkawai, 607 nucleotides long. RefSeq lists its product as uncharacterized. The record is from RefSeq and is a predicted model, not a curated record. NCBI's taxonomy places the organism in Eukaryota, Metazoa, Arthropoda, Insecta, Diptera, Drosophilidae.